Molecule: messenger RNA, 924 nt
Organism: Sphenostylis stenocarpa
Lineage: Eukaryota; Viridiplantae; Streptophyta; Magnoliopsida; Fabales; Fabaceae
Source: the annotation of a GenBank genome assembly
AUGAAUAUGCUGAAGGAAAAGUACACUAAUUUCGAGGCGAUUUCCAAUGGCAUUUUCAAGUGCAAGCAUUACGAUCAGUCUCUUGUCAUUAAAAUCAUCUCCAUUCCGACAGCAGAACAUAGGAACGGCGUUCCAAAGGAGAUAAUAAGAGAAGUCUCUCUUCUCAAAGAAUUGGACCACACCAACGUUGUGAGGUUGGUGGAUGUGAUGAGCAAUAAACGUGAUGUGUUUCUUGUUUUCGAGUGUCUUGACAAUACUCUUCAUAAUUUCUUGAUAAAUCCAGCGAUUUUUCUCUAUCCGACACUGAUUAAAGAGUUUCUUUUUCAAAUCGUUAACGCAGUAGCAUAUAUCCAUUCUCGCAAAAUCCUUCAUAGAGAUUUGAGACCUGAGAAUAUUCUGAUUGAUUUUGGAACCCAUGCUGUGAAAAUCUCAGACUUUGGUUCGGCCAGAACAUUUGAAGUUCCUUUUUUGUACUCUAACAAAGUGGGUUGUCCUUUUUAUAGGGCACCUGAACUCUUGUUGGGCUCGUCCAAUUACUCAACUCCAAAUGAUAUCUGGUCGGUGGGUUGUAUAUUUGGGGAGAUGGUUCUUGGCCAACCUCUAUUCCGUGGUGGAAGUGAUAUGGAGCUGCUGAAUGAGAUAUUUACCUUUCUUGGUACUCCAACAGAAGAAACCUGGCCUGGAGUGACUUCUUUCCGCAAAAUCCUUGCGCAAAUGGGCCCUCGAAAAGAACCGAAGGACAUGAAUCGUAUAUUUUCUGAGCUCGAACCAGCUGGGAUUGAUCUACUUUCGUUGUUGUUUGAGAUCUUGGCUGUAAGUCUGAUUUUGAAUCACAUGGGAACAAGAAAAUCUAAAGCUUCAAUAGCUCGAUGGAGAAUGGAGACGCAAUCUAAGUUCAUAGAAUUUGGGUUGAACUUACCUUAA